Messenger RNA from Suillus subaureus, 1121 nucleotides. RefSeq names its product interferon-inducible GTPase-domain-containing protein. Lineage: Eukaryota; Fungi; Basidiomycota; Agaricomycetes; Boletales; Suillaceae. The transcript has 2 exons. Gene Ontology annotation, cellular component: membrane. The record is from RefSeq and is a predicted model, not a curated record. Gene Ontology annotation, molecular function: GTP binding. The coding region runs from base 1 to 1059 and encodes 352 amino acids.
AUGACGGCUGCGGCUGCUGCGCAGCAGAAAACUCAGGAGCAAAUGAGGGCCAUGGUUGACGCCGAGAGAGCUACGAAUGCGGCUCGUUUCGCUGCAGAAAGCGCUGCACGACUUGCCACGGAGGAGUCCAAGAAGAAGGCCCGAGAAGCUGAGGCAGAGGUUCAGCGUACUCAAGCUGCUCUAGAAGGAGCUCAGAAAGCGGCAGAGGCUUUUAAGCAAAACGCCGAGCAGGCGGCAAGAAAGGCAGCUGAGAACAGUGUUCGCGAGGCUACAGCAGCCAAGGAAGACGCUGAAAAGCGGCUUAAAGAGGGCAUCCAGCCUGUAUUAACGCCCACUCCUCAAGAAAUUCUCGCUGCCCAAGCAAAAAUUCAGUAUCAGGAGAAUUUAUUCCAUUUCGCUGUUGCUGGGAGGGCCGGCGGAGGAAAGUCCUCACUCGUUAACGCAUUCCGCGGUAUGAGUAACCGUGCAGCUGGUGCCGCUCGGACAGGGGUCACAGAGACCACCUUGACGGUGGGAAGAUAUCCAGACCCUGAUGAGCGGUGCCAACAUGUCUGGUACGACCUUCCCGGAGCGGGGACCAUCAGGAUCCCGGAUUGGCAGUAUUUCAACGCGCAGGGACUCUACGUCUUUGAUUGCAUUGUCGUAUUGUUCGACAAUCGGUUCACCCACACCGACAUUGCUAUUCUCCUCAAUUGCAGGCGCUUCAAAAUCCCCACUUACAUCGUCCGCUCCAAAGCAGACCAACAUAUUCGAAAUAUUGUGAAGGAGAUGGGGUAUGAAAGUGACGAUGAAGACGCCGAUCGGUCGCAACGGUCAACCUUGUACAUGGCUGCGAGAGAGCAGCUCGUCGACGAAACUCGCCGCAAUGUGGAGGCAAACCUUGCGGAGGCGAAACUACCUGAUCAAAAGGUUUAUGUUGUCUCUAGUAGCUGUCUACGAGCUGUGGCCAAAGGCGAGCAGCCUUCAAGGGUCAUCGACGAAAUCCAACUACUGAGCGAUCUAUACACGGAAGCGCAAGCUAGGCGAGUCCGUCGCGAGUCAGGAGGGAUUCCUUCCUGAGGAACUGGUCUCGAGGAAGUAAUCGGUCGGCUUCAAAAGACUCGUGUUUAAAAUUUGGUGGA